Messenger RNA from Geodia barretti, 1536 nucleotides. The record is from the annotation of a GenBank genome assembly. NCBI's taxonomy places the organism in Eukaryota, Metazoa, Porifera, Demospongiae, Tetractinellida, Geodiidae.
ACAGGAGCAACAUAGUAAACAAGCUUCUCGGCGGUCAUCAUGUCCCUGCCGUUUCUUCCAGGAAACAGCUUCAAAGACCCAACUAGGACCAAGUAUCACGUGAGUCAGUCGCUUGGCUUCAAGAACGGGUAUGCUUUGGCCUCGCGACCUCUCCGCGCGGUAGGGGGCGAUCCUCUGCUUGUAAACCAACUGACAGACGAUGCUCUGGACGAAUUGGCCAACACCCAACCAACUCUCACCUACGGAAACAGUACAAAACCGGCUCCAGUAGAAUUUGUGCCUGCACACGUUGCAUUUGACAAAAAGGUCCUAAGGUUUGACGCCUACUUCAAACAGACGGUACAUGAGUCUCCAAACGAGCACUACAGACUCAGAGAUGUGAGGGUGUUCUACUACCUGGAGGACGACUCUAUAUCCGUCGUGGAGCCAAUGGUGGAGAACAGUGGUAUUCCACAGGGGAAGCUGAUCAAGAGACAGAGGAUUCCUUGCGAUGAGCUGGGUCGACUGUGGCACUGGAAGGACCUCAACCUGGGAAUCGACGUCACUUUCUAUGGCAAAGACUUCAUGGAGAGUGAGGGAAUAGAGCUGUCAGCUGCAGAGGCGAUGCCAACUGACCCAUACACACAGACCCGCCACCUCCCCACCUACUCAUACACCACUCCCUCCACCUACGACAAACUGAAACAGUUUAUUGAGAUGGAUCGCCAUGUCCUCCACUUCUUCUGCGUCUGGGACGACAGAGACAGCAUGUUCGGAGAGAUGAAACCUUACAUCCUACACUACUACCUGGUGGAUGACACAGUGGAGAUAAGAGAGAUCCACGAACCAAAUGAUGGCAGAGACCCUUACCCAGUGCUGCUGUGUCGACAGAGACUGCCCAAAGAUCGCAGCUGCCUUCCUGCAAAUUUCCCAGCUGGAGUGAUGGAGGUGUCAGAGAACGAGGUGAAAGAAUGGCUGUCUCCAAUAGACCUUGGAAUUGGCAAGACCAUCAACAUCAUGGGCAGGAGGUUCCUCCUCUAUGACUGCGAUGGGUUCACCAAAGAGUUUUACAGAGUGAAUUUCAACGUCACUAAUUUCACUCCAAUUCAAGUCCAGCAGCUUCCGCCACAGGCAGUGGAGCAACCUCUCCCUCCCUACAAUGGGUUUGGGAGUCUUGAGGACAGCAAACAGUCGUGUCUCUCUCUCAUCCCACAACCUCCCAAAAAAGACUUCAUCAAGAUGUUGGAGAAUGAUGGAAAAGUUCUCAGAUUUGCCGCAGUCAUGGAUUCUCCAAGAGCUGAAGAUGAACAUCGCAAGUUCAUAAUCUCCUACUACUUGUCAGACGACACUAUGGCCAUAUUUGAACCACCACAGAGAAAUGCAGGUAUCCUUGGAGGCAAGUUUCUAGAGAGAAUGAGAGUCCUGAAGCACCGGUUUACUCUGACUGAUGCAGAUGAGUACGUUCUCAAGUACAUGGAGGCCCACGCUGACCAGUUUCCCACGGCAACCAUCCAGUCUCUCCAGAAAAAACAUGGGAAGCUGCCACCUAGCAACUGA